Molecule: messenger RNA, 2252 nt
Organism: Ochlerotatus camptorhynchus
Lineage: Eukaryota; Metazoa; Arthropoda; Insecta; Diptera; Culicidae
Product: oocyte zinc finger protein XlCOF6-like
Exons: 3
Coding region: 208-2202 (664 amino acids)
Biological process (GO): regulation of transcription by RNA polymerase II
Cellular component (GO): nucleus
Molecular function (GO): zinc ion binding; DNA-binding transcription factor activity, RNA polymerase II-specific; RNA polymerase II cis-regulatory region sequence-specific DNA binding
Source: RefSeq, a predicted model, not a curated record
AUUCAAAUUCAAUGCCAAGCCAAGUGUUGCCUAUUCACUGUGCAUUUCUAUCGAGUAUUGUACUAGGAAAGCUAUGGUGGUGAUGUUUUACGUCGAAUAUUCCGAUAUUGGCGGAAAAAUAGUGUUAUGAUGGUACAUAUUUGAAAUUUAAAUUGAACUGAAUUCUCAUCAGUGGAAGUAAUAGAGUAACGGAGGGAGAAAGAGAGAAUGGACAUCCUCAUCGAGCCCGAUUGCUUCAAGGCCUGUCGCAUUUGUAUGGAGAACUGCGAGGAUGACUUUGUGUGCGUGUACGACGAGUUCGAGGAUAACAUCCUGAUGGACGUGAUCACCGAGUGUGCCCGCGUUGAGAUAAGAAAAGACGAUGCACUGCCCCGGAACGCCUGUCGGAAUUGUGCUGAGUAUAUGAUAAUUGCCUACCACAUCAUCCAGAAGUGUCGUGACUCGGAUCACACGUUGAGGUCGAUCUUCAAGCAUGAGAUCGAACUACGGAGCCGAAAGGACGAGGAGAAGAUCUUCAGUGCGACCGAUCUGCACGAGGAGGACCUCAAUCCGGAAGAGUACGAAUUUCUUCUCUCGGAGGCGUACGACAACAUGAUACUGGACAAUGUGGAAGAUCUGAUUGCCGAGCAGGCUGAUGACCUGCCGAGUGACUUUCCAGAUUUGGGUCAGGUAGAUGAAAACACUCCCCCAUUGGAGAGUAACGUAAAGCUAGAACAAACACAAGUGGCAAAUGCUUCAGAUAGACAACUGCAAGUACAAGUGGAGCAACCACCUGUUGAGGCCCCCGAAAGGAAGAGAUGCUGUGGUUGUAAGAAAGAGUUUGAUAAUGAGGCCGAGCUUAAAACCCACGGCAAUUCGGUUCACUUUAAUGAGCGUGGCAAUUUUAUUGAUCCUACUAGGCCAUUCCAGUGCCAGAUCUGCUUCAAAUCGUUCGUCACCUUGCAGCAUAUGAAGGAGCAUCAGCGAAUUUCGGUUCGCCGAUUCUUCUGUCGGCAGUGCGGAAAAGGUAAGGCUUCAAACGACUUCACAUCACAGGAUGAAUUCAACACAGGCCAUUUCUCCCGGACAGGUUUCAUGACCCAGGUAAAUCUAGAGAACCACCACAAAUGUCACUACACAUCGGCCGAAACAAAGAAAUGCUGUGGUUGCCGAAGGGAAUUUCAAACGGAAGAAGCACUCGCAGUUCACUCCCUUCAGGCGCAUAAACCCGAGCAACUGUUUGAUCCGAGACGACCAUUUGAGUGUGCGAUUUGCUACCGGCGUUAUCCCACGCGAAAAUCCCUGGUCAGUCACAAGCGACUGAACCAGCAGCAUCAAUGUGUGCAUUGCGGAGAAAUCUUCGCCAAAAGACUCUUCCUCACGAUUCACGAGCGCACCUUUCAUGCGGAUGUGCCCAAGGAGGAAGACCCCAAGCGGCGAUGCUGUGGAUGUUACCUGGAGUUCCCGAACAUGGAACAACUGCAGCAGCACGCCUCUACCACACACAAGCUCCAGCGCAAUCAGAUAGCCGAUGAAACGAAACCUUUCGAAUGCGACAUCUGCUGCAAACGGUUCAUCUCCAAGUACAGCUUGCACCACCAUCAGAAAAAGGCCAACCAAGGGCGGCGAUACGUGUGCGAAGUCUGCGGUCGGUCGUUCAACCGGGCCUUCGACAAGGCCAACCAUGCCACCACACACUCGACUGAGAUGCCCUUCGCGUGCGACAUCUGUGGCCGCCGCUUCAAGAACCGACUUUACCUCAAGAAUCACCUGAAACUGCACGCUAGCGGCGAAACGAAGGAAUUCGUCUGCCCCGAAUGUGGCAAGUGCUUCCGUACCAAGGAUCUCCUGAAAACUCAUUCCAUCACGCACAGCGAAGAACGACGCUUCGUGUGCAGUCUCUGUUCGGCCACGUUCAAGCGGAUGCAGUGCCUUAGAAUCCACCUGAAGAUACACAACAAGGAGAAACCGUACGGGUGUACUCUGUGCGACCGCCGGUACACUCAAUCGUCGGACUUGAAGCGGCACAUGUUGACCCACAGCACCGGGGACGAAGCGCGGCCGUACCAGUGCGAGUACUGCCUGAAGCGCUAUCCCCGGAAGGAUUAUCUGAAGAUUCACGUCCGCAAGCAGCACCUCGAGAAGGCCGAUCUGACGCUGAUCGAGGAGAUGGCAUUUGAACUGGGGGACAACGGGGACGAUAGUGAUUUUUUACUGAUUUGAAAUGUUAAAGUUAGGGUAAUUGAAGAAUAAUGUGGCAAUAAAAUGCGGAA